Fusarium vanettenii 77-13-4 is the source of this 2067-nucleotide messenger RNA. RefSeq lists its product as uncharacterized. The transcript is spliced from 5 exons. NCBI's taxonomy places the organism in Eukaryota, Fungi, Ascomycota, Sordariomycetes, Hypocreales, Nectriaceae. The coding region runs from base 1 to 1719 and encodes 572 amino acids. The record is from RefSeq and is a predicted model, not a curated record.
AUGCCCUCGUUGAGAGACAAAGCCACACGAUAUUCCUCGAACCGUCACCAUCGAGACACCUUCUUCUACCGCUCCGCCCAUUCCAAGUUACAACACCUCAUCCCCGGCUUCCUGAGGUUCAAGCCGUCCCUCGACAAAUCAACUAUAGACCGUCGUCUGGGCAGCCGGCGAUCGGAUAUGCCUCAGGCUUCGGAAGAGAAAGUCUUUGUCACUCGAAACAAGCCAUCUCGCUCAUCAACUGAACACACUGUAUCUCAUUCACAUACUAACCAAUCUAUUGGCACAUCACGAAAGUCCCGGUCUAAGAAGGACCUGGAGCGCGGUCAGGGCCGUCAAGGUUCUCCUGCCUCCCCAAGCGGCCAAGUCAACUCGUCCCCUCAAGGACACCGCAACCACCUCGCAGACGAGCGCGCAAAGCCCCCCAACGUGCCUCUGUCGCCAGAUGGUGGACGGCGAGCCGCCGCUUCCUCAGACGCCGAGCCCACUACGAAGCUGUCGGCUGCCUAUCUAGACCACUGCAUCAACCAAGAGCUGUCCCGCCGCAAGCAGAUCAUCGUCGACAGUUUAAUGGCUGCUAUCUCGGGAUGCUAUAAACGAAAGCUGGACGCACUCGAGGAAGGGUGCGAUCCUGAACAGGGAUCACACCCUUCAUCGAGUUCCGUUCAGGGCUUCAAGUCCACGUCCCGCUCGUCGGCUGCUGGCCAGAAGAGGUCCAGCCGACAUGGUAGCAGGGACGAGAGCGACAACAGUGAGGAUGAUGACAGUUUCAGAAAGAAGAAGGAUAAGAAGAGGGCAAGGAUCGAAAAGGACGACAACAAGCCGCGCUUCGCAUGUCCCUAUCACCAGUACGACCCCAAGACGUUUGGGGCGAAGCGCACGUGCUGUGGUCCUGGAUGGACAGAGCUGCCUCGGGUAAAGGAACAUCUUGAGCGUGCCCAUAGUCUUCCCAAGUCCCAGUGCAACAGAUGCCUUCGUCGGUUCAAGAAGGACGAGGAGCUCAAGAAGCACCAACGAGAGACUACACCGUGCCCAGUCAAGGACCAAAGCAAGAUCCCUCGAGAUCUCGCAGAUGGAUAUGACGACGAGCAGGCCAAGAAGCUCAAGGCAAGAACCCGAAAGUCUCCAGAGGAAAAGUGGAAGGAGUGGUAUGGUAUCUUAUUCAACUUGUCCCCUGAUGACCCUAGUAUCCCGUCGCCUUACCACGACACUUCCCUGUCUACAGCCAAAGCUUCCACCAUCAACCGGGACAACAUCCCCGAGUACCGCGAGUGGUGGAAGAAGGUCGAGCCCCUCAUCCACGACCACGUAACCAGGGCGGUCGAGAAGGCCCUCAUACACUACGAGCCACAAGUCAAGGACGACGUUAUGGAGAAGCUACAGGAUCUCCCGCAUCAAGUCGCUAGCCAUAUACCUCUCCCGGGCAUGACCUCGGAAGAAACUUCCAACCUGGCGGGGGAGGCGGGCUUCCUCGACUUCCUCGACGACAUCUGCGACAUGGGAUAUGAAGACAUGGUUGGAGGCGUUGAUGGUGGCACGAGCUUCACCAACGACGCCUCUGGUAUGUUUGAAUCUUCAUAUUCGUCUGACUGCUCGGAUCCGUACCAGGCUGGGACCAGCUCUGCCACUUCGGUCGAGGACGACUACCAGAGUUUUGAUGCUAAAACUGGCAUGGCUCCCGAGUCGUUUUACUUGAGCUAUCCAGCAAACAACCUUUGCUAACUUCAUCUUGUCGUUUUCUGAUUAUCUUUACAUUGAUUUAGUGUCACUCUUUUCUCUCACGCAAUUUCCUUCCUGUUGAUGCUCGCUCCUUUGAGAAGCAGCCUUUUCUUUGUUUCAUAUACGUUCUCAUGUACCCUCGUCAAGAGAUCUCAGCUUUGGCUACCAAUAUCUCUUGACGAAAAACGACUGUAUAACUAGACCUCUCGAGACUCUUCGAGUAUGGUCUGUGUACGAAAAAAGUGUGUUUGUUUAGCAGUAUGUACUGCAACUCAUGCCCGACUGUCAUUUACACGAGAUUUUCCUAUGUUUGAAUAAUCAACUAGAAUGGUUCUACCUACGCUAGGAUAU